Penicillium griseofulvum is the source of this 984-nucleotide messenger RNA. Its product is annotated as metallophosphoesterase family protein. The coding region runs from base 1 to 984 and encodes 327 amino acids. The record is from RefSeq and is a predicted model, not a curated record. The transcript has a single exon. Gene Ontology annotation, molecular function: hydrolase activity. NCBI's taxonomy places the organism in Eukaryota, Fungi, Ascomycota, Eurotiomycetes, Eurotiales, Aspergillaceae.
AUGGCCUCCGAUCCUCAAGCUUCCCAACUACUUAGACAGAGAGAGGCAAUCGAUGCAUCCAAUAGCUCAAUACUCCCAAGGAAAAUGGCCCUGGGCAAACUUUACUCUAUCAGCGAUCUCCAUAUCGGCUUCACGGACAACAAAAUAGCGUGGUCAAAUCUGACACCUCAUCCAGGAGAUGGACUCAUUCUGUGCGGAGACGUUGGAGAUACCGCUGAGCAGUUACGAGCAGCAUUCUCUAGAGCGACAGAAUGCUUCGAUACCGUAUGGUGGUGCCCGGGCAAUCACGAGUUAUACACGAUGCCCGAUCAAUCCGGCGCCGGAGUUCGAGGAGAGCAGAAAUAUCAAGAAUGCAUUGCUAUAGCGCGAGAAUACAAUGUUCUUAAUCCUGAAGACGAUUUUGUUGUUUGGGAAGGAGAAGGUGGCCCAGCCGUUAUUGCUCCAAUUUUUACACUGUACGAUUAUUCCUUCAGACCUGACCAUGUGAGCUUGGAGGGUGCUGUCCCUUGGGCAAGGGAGAAGAACACGGAAGCUACAGAUGAGUUUUUGCUUCAUCCGGAUCCACAUCCUAGUCGGCAAGAUUGGUGCAAAGUGCUCAUUGAGAAAUUUGAGACCAAGUUGGAGGCUGCGAGAGCACAAUUCCCCUCGUUGCCUCUUGUUAUUGCAAACCAUUGGCCAUUACGGGAAGACUUGGUGACACUCAAAUUUAUCCCGAGGUUUAGCUUAUGGUGUGGUACCAAAUUGACAGAUGAUUGGCAUCGGAAAUUCAAUGUCAAGGUGGUAGUUAGUGGCCAUCUUCAUAUUCGGAGAACCGAUUGGAGGGAUGGGUGUCGAUUCGAGGAAGUCAGUCUUGGAUAUCCACGGCAAUGGAAGAAAUGUGCUGACAUGGGCAUGGGGGUGGAUGAGCUUCUGAGAGAGAUUUUACCAGGUCCAGAAAUUCCCAAAACUGGGGAGGUUCCGACUCAAUGGAGAAUCUACGGAUAG